CAUUAGAAAACUAUUGAUUAAUAUGUUUCUAAAUUUAAUUGUAGGGUAUUUUUUGAACCCACAAUUUCUUUAUGGUGCCCCACCCUCUCCUGAAGUUGCUAGAGAAGUCAUGGAUGGAGUUAAAAAAGUGAUAACCAAGUUGGUACCCGAUAUAGAUACUCAAAUUCGGGCUAUUAAUCAAUUGUUGCUAUAUCGAGAUAGGCAGGAGACUUUUGGAACCCCGUUGGCUCAAAGGGCAGUGAAACAAACAAAUCCUGCUGAAUGGUGGAUUCAUUAUGGCUUGUGUGCUCCUGAGCUCCAAAGAAUAGCAAUUAGAGUUCUUAGCCAGACCACAUCAGCUUCGAACUGUGAGCGUAAUUGGAGCACCUUUAGCCUCAUCCAUACGAAAACAAGAAAUAGAUUAAAGUAUAUGAGACUACAAAAACUUGUUUUCGUACAUUACAACAUGAGGUUAAAGUUAAGACGUACAAUGAGAAGAAGCCAACGAGAAAUUGAAGAGGGUUUCAAUCCUAUCAAUUUGGACUACAUUUUCGAAGAAGAUGAUCCUUUAAGUCAAUGGUUAGAGGAGAGAGAGACACCACUACUCGAUGGUCAGGACAAUUCAAAUUGGUUAAAUGAAGAGGUUGGUGGUACUACAGAAGGAGGUGAUCAACCACCAAUAAACGCGCAUGAUGAUUCAGGUUCAAGCCCUGAACGUACACAAAGUGAUGACAAUCUUGGUUUGAGCCCACCAAGUGAUGAUAAUGGUAAUAGUGGUGCUGGAGCUGGGGUUGGGGGGGGUGGCAGUGGUGGUGGUGGAGGCGGCGGUGUAGAAUAUAAUUAUGGAUAUGAUACAGGGACAUCAUUUGGAAGGGAUAUAUAUCCUUCUGAUCCUUAUGGACUACAUGACAUACCUGAAAAUUAUGACUUGGGUAUUCCUCCAGGGAACCAAUCUUCACAACCCAGGAGAAGGAGGAGUGCUCGUGGUGACCCUAGCGAUUCUACUGAAGAUUCAUAUGGUGUGGUUCGUAGUUUUGGCGACUUUGGUUUAGAUGGUUCAUCAUCACAAUCAUUUGGAUCUCAUCCAGCAUAUCCACAUUAUGCAUCUCGUGACUCACAUUUUUAUCCCAGUGGAUUAGGAAUCUCAGGAUCUAGUGAGUCUUCUUCUACACACUACCCAGAGCCAGCCCCUGCCCCAACUUAUAGACAUUAUUCAGGAGAAUUUUCAUCAACAGUACAUUUUCAAGAGCAACAACAAAAUGAUGCAAACUUGGGUUCAUUCAACUAUGUAUUUCCACAAGGAUGGGGAGAUAAUUUCCCAUCCCAAUCUCAAGAUACAGAUGCAAAUUAUGAAGACCCUCCACGUCAUUCUUUUUGGUGGUGACAUGUGUUAUAUUAUAAAUUUGUAAUAUUGUAUUCAUGUAUUUUCAAUUAUUUAUUGAUAUUUGAUAUUAAUCACUUUUUAAAUUCAUGUAUGUGUAAUGUGUAUAUUGAGUAUUAAGUCUAUUGAGUAUUGAU
Molecule: messenger RNA, 1497 nt
Organism: Malania oleifera
Lineage: Eukaryota; Viridiplantae; Streptophyta; Magnoliopsida; Santalales; Ximeniaceae
Exons: 3
Coding region: 23-1363 (446 amino acids)
Molecular function (GO): protein dimerization activity
Source: RefSeq, a predicted model, not a curated record